This is a messenger RNA of Triticum urartu, 1606 nucleotides long. Lineage: Eukaryota; Viridiplantae; Streptophyta; Magnoliopsida; Poales; Poaceae. The record is from RefSeq and is a predicted model, not a curated record.
AAAAACAAAUCGAAAAAGAAGCUGCUCCUGAUCCACCUCCGUUCCCCCCUUCCGCGGCUCGUCUUCUCUUCCCUCCUCCGGCGAAGCCGAACCACCCCAGCGGCGAGAGCGAGCGCCGAACGACGGUGUGGGCUCUGCAAGCGAUGGACCCCCGCCACCUCGGCGUCGGCGCAACCCCCGGCAGCGGCGGGAGUGGCGGCCAAUCAGUGGACGCGUCAGCGAGGCGCCGCCGCCGCAUGUCGGCCCCGUUGACAGGCACCCGCCUCAUGCUGGCCUUCAACGAUGCUGCUGGUGACGGUCAUGGCGGGAGGUCGUCCUCGUCGUCGUCGUCUUCCGGAGGGUUGGACCUCUCGUUAGAUGAACCGCACCCCCGCUACAGUCACCACCGUGUCUACCCCGAGUUCUCUCCGAUGUCGAAUAUGGGGCGCCUCCUCUUUCAUGGCUCUCCACUAGGGUCGCCUACGACCGAUGACGAUGUCCUCGUCAUGGAUGGUGUGCUCGUUGCCGACGGCUUCAGCCCUGGCCCCAAGCGCUACGCCUCCUUCACUGACCUACGCUUGGUCCACACCAACUCCCCUGGCUCGGGCGGCAGCGGUCGCCACGGCUCCAGUCUCCAGGGACAUUUCAUCAAUGAAGCUCCUAUGCAUGGAAAUCUGUUCUUUCUCCGUCUGUCUCUGGCUGGCUCUCUCUGGCAGUAUACACAAGAUGCGUGUCUUUCGGAAGGUGAUCGCGCUGAUGGCUUAUUUUUUAACAUAUUGCGGCUCAUUUUGCAUUUGCUAUUUCUUCAAGAUAUUUGUAAAACGUAAUUAAUAAAGUUAUGUUCUAAGAAUAUUAUACAUAAAAACUAUCAUUAGUACAUAAAAACAUUUAAAUAUACACUUGUGUAUUAUAUAAAAAAAUAGUUAAUACCGACAUUGAAAAUGUUUGUUAAAUAAAUAUGUUUAACGAAUCCAAAAUGUAUAGACUCGCAACUUAUAUUUAAAUUAUGCAAAAUGCUGAAUUCAAACAUUUACGUACCUAUAUGCAGUACAGUGUGGUUGGCUUUUCCCGUAAAUUAAAAAAUUGUAAGGGUGUUUUGUGCAACAAUUAAGUAAGCUGAGCGCCACCACUCACUAACAGGUGGGGCCAUACACCUUGAUACGUCAGCACGCGUAUUUUGUGACCAUAUUUGCACGCGAUGUCAAGUUAGAUGACAACAAAUCCGUAUUUUUAAAAUUGUAGCACCAAACUGAACAUUGAACGCAAGUUCUAUGACUUACGGUGAUAUUACCUCUCAUAUAUAUAUAAGGGUACACAAAGUGCAUAAAUACAAGAUACAGGGUAUACACAGAAGCUACGUAUAAACGUUAUCUAACACUCACAAUGUUUGUUAGGACUUGGGAAUACAACAAGUGUGGUACUGACUAGCUGAAUGUAGUUGACCCGUAGUCCUAUGUCCUAUCCUACCAAUGGUGCACGAAAACUCCUGUAUUUAUCCAUCUGGAAGCCAAAAUAAGGGGAGAGUUUUUCUGUUUUAGAAAAAGAGGAGGAGGAAACAUGUGGACAAUAAAAGGAUGGGGAAGUUUUCCCCACCCUUGCCAAGUUCGUAGUCUGGAAUUAGUAAUAC